AUGGUAUGUGCAUGCACUCGGAGGAAGAAGAAAGCGGAAUAAAAGGGAGGAAUUGGGAAGCGAUGAUUGGUUUUUUGGAGUAAUUGAUCACUAACAUUUGCAAUUAGACCUCGAUUGGAACUGGAUACGAUUUAUCAAAUAGUGUUUUCUCACCAGGUAUGUAUUUAUAAAAGUCACCCAUCAGAAACGUCAUCUUGUUUUUUGUGACAAUGCCGGACUGAGAUUACUAACAGUUGAAUUUUUGAAAGAUGGGAGAAAUUUCCAAGUCGAGUAUGCUAUGAAAGCAGUCGAGAAUGGCGGCACAUCAAUUGGAAUCAAAUGCAAGGACGGCGUUGUGUUGGCCGUGGAGAAGAUAAUAAACUCGAAACUAUUGGUGCCGGGCAAGAACAAGCGGAUCCAAACGGUUGACCGCCACAUUGGCGUGGUUUACUCAGGGCUACUCCCCGAUGGACGCCAUUUCGUGAACAGAUGUCGAGAAGAAGCUCAAUCUUUCAAAUCGGUGUUCAAGGUGCCCGUGCCAGUGCCCAAUUUGAUGGACAGAAUGGGCAUCUAUGUCCAGAACUACACCUGCUACAACUCGGUGAGGCCAUUUGGCGUUGUUUCGAUAGUGGGAGGUGUCGACGACGACGGUCCGCAUUUGUACAUGAUCGAGCCCAGCGGAACGUGUUGGGGCUACAGCGGAGCCGCCACCGGGAAAGGACGCCAAAUUGCAAAAUCAGAGUUGGAAAAAUUGAAUUUCGAAGAGAUCACUUGUGCGGAAGCCGUCAAGGUUGCUGCUAAAAUAAUAAGCCUUGCUCACGAGGACAACAAGGACAAGGACUAUGAGUUGGAGAUUUCCUGGAUAAGUAAAGAGCACACUGGGAAUAGGCAUCAAUUUGUGCCCGACGAUGUAGUGUUGGAAGCAAGAAAACAGGCCGAGGAGGACGACGACGAGGAAGAUGACGAUGAUAACGACGAAGAGAUGGCAAGCUAG
Lodderomyces beijingensis is the source of this 973-nucleotide messenger RNA. NCBI's taxonomy places the organism in Eukaryota, Fungi, Ascomycota, Pichiomycetes, Serinales, Debaryomycetaceae. The record is from the annotation of a GenBank genome assembly.